Messenger RNA from Xiphophorus maculatus (southern platyfish), 1869 nucleotides. Its product is annotated as stonustoxin subunit beta-like. Lineage: Eukaryota; Metazoa; Chordata; Actinopteri; Cyprinodontiformes; Poeciliidae. Bases 257 to 877 code for a protein of 206 amino acids. The record is from RefSeq and is a predicted model, not a curated record. Gene Ontology annotation, molecular function: protein binding. The transcript has 3 exons.
CAUCAAAGAUUCUUCAUUUAUAGGAUUUUCAUUUUCCAAAUGCUUUUUUACUGCAACGUUAUGAACAUAAACUGCACAUGCACUCUAUAUCACAAGGCUUCACAAUGAGUGUUUUUACAUCUAAAGCCUGUCAGGAUGUCUGGUCACAGAGGAGGGCUGUGAUCAUGUGGCCUCAGCUCUGACCUCCAACCCCUUCCAUCUGAGAAAGCUGGACCUGAGUUAUAAUGACCCAGGAGAAGAUGGAAAAACGAUACUGAUGGCUAGAUUUGAAGAUGAGCGUUCCAGACUGGAGACUCUCAGGAUGGAGCCUGCUGGAGUUCAAUACUUGAAACCAGGUCUGAGGAAAUUGAACAGAAACUGCCAGCUGUCCCACGGCAACAGGAAGGUGACCCAUGUGGAGGAGGAUCAGCGGUACCCUGACCAUCCAGACAGAUUUGACUGGUGUCGUCAGCUUCUUUGCACAACUGGUCUGACUGGUCGCUGUUACUGGGAGGUGGAGCGAAAAGGGAGAGUUCAUGUGUCAGUGAGCUACAGAGGAAUCAAAAGGAAGGGAGACAGUGACAACUGUGAGUUUGGAUACAACGAUAAGUCCUGGAGUUUGUUCUGCUCUGAUGGGAUUUACUCUGUCUACCACAAUAACAAAGGAACAUCAGUUCGCCUCCACUCCAUCCCCUCUUCCUCCUCCUCCUCUUCCUCUGCCACCAGCAGAGUAGCAGUCUAUCUGGACCAUCCGGCCGGCACUUUGUCCUUCUACAGAGUUUCCUCCGACUCUCUGAUCCACAUCCACACCUUCAACACCACAUUCACUGAACCUCUGUAUCCUGGGUUUGGUGUUGGCUUCAGGCCCGGUUCCUCUGUGUGUCUCUGUUUGGUUUAGAACAGGAAACACCUGUUCAGUCUGUCAGCAUUAGCCUGUCAUGGUACAAUAUUAUAUAUAUAUAUAAAACACAACAGCCGGGUUUCAAUCAUGAACAUGAAACAGUUUAAGAAAUGUUAACGAAGGAAACCACUGAGACUUUGUACAAAAAACUAAUUAAACAUGUUGGAACUGAUUCAUAUCUUAUAAUUCACAUUUUUAUCACUAAUGUCCAAAUAAUAACUGAGCAAUAAUUUGUGGAGUUUUACGAUGUGUGUCAGGAUAAAAUGGACUGAUGAAAGUUCUCCAGCUCAUUUUAUCUCCAGCUCAUUUUAUCUCCAGCUCAUUUUAUCUCCAGCUCAUUUUAUCUCCAGCUCAUUUUAUCUCCAGCUCAUUUCAUCUUCAGCUCAUCUUCAUCCAGUCAGUUUCUGACUUUACUAAAGGAAUAAUCACUUCAUCUGUCAAACAGUUGCUAUUAUGCAGCACAAAAUGUUGCUGUUUGUAUUUUUAAAGCCUCAGUAUAAUGAGGACAUCCUGUUUAAUUCAAAGACAUCUCAGAUGAGUCGGUUUUAAGACUCUGAACAUUUUAAAUCAUAUUUUUUGCUCUAUUUUGCUUUGAUUUUGUUUUCUUUUUGCCAUAUAAAUGUAUUUCCUCUUCAUACAGUGAUUGUUAUUGGGUGACAUUGGGAUCAGUUUGUUACUGCUUAGUUUCUAAUAUAUAUAAAUAUUACAAUGAUCUUUAGGAAUAUGUGUUUUUCUGGGUUUUUUCCAUCGUUUCUUGCAGUUACAUUCAAAUCAAUCAGAUCUAUAACUGUCAUUAUUCAUUUCAAGCAGCUUUAUUAAGCAUCUAAUCUGUAAGUGUUGGUCAUUUGAUUUAGUCAUUUGCUGAGACUGUAGUUAUAUCUUCUUCACUCUGGUGUCAUGUUAGUUUUAUUUCCUUAUUAUGUAAAACCAUCCAUUGAUGAACUCUGGACAUUUGUUACUCAUUUUAUUAUUAAAACACAUUUUCAACC